AUGUCCAACAAAAUGGGAAUCAACGAUGGUAGAGGCGACCAUCAUCGUAGUGGAAAUAACUAUAAUACAUAUAAGCGCCCGACGUAUUCGAGUAGUUCCGGUGAGGAAGACAUUAUCGAUGGUUUCGCAAUUUCCUCAUACUCUUCCGUCACAGCAUUGGAGGCGAGAGUAGCUACUGAUAACCAUCAGCGUAAUAGGAAUCUGAGAGGUAUGAAAGAAAAUUGUUUACAUACCAGAAAAAGGAGAACAAGAAAACGAUAUAAGAUAUCAAGAAGUAGUCCCGACAAUUCUAAUUCAUCUGUAUUAGCGUUAAAAUUGGUUGACGACGAUGGAAUAUCAUCGGUUUCCUCCGGAGAUGAUAAGUGCGAAAAUGAAGAUGAAAACCUGAAUACCAUAUCAUAUCGGGAUAUGAAUAAGUCUAACAAGGAAGGACGUCAUAUCUUGAAAGGAGAAUUUCUAUCAGAAACAAAUUCCAAUAUUUCUGGCAAGCUGAGCGUAGCAAGCAUUAUUGGAAAUUCAUCUGCUGAUAGCAAUAGCCUGCGUAGCAAAAAUCAUGGUUUAAAUCGUGAACAGGGAGAAGCGCAUACGCAGAACGAUCAAGGGCUACGGGCGAUAAGAACACCUGUUCGACGAAUUGGUGACUUAGACAGUCAGAUAUCGGGAAAAUGGUGUAAUGCCCAUGUUAAAAUUGCUCGCUUAAUUUUACAAGAGAAAUUAAAGGAGAAAGAUCGAACAGAUAAUAAUAAAGACCCUGCUAGUAGUAAUUCUAUCCAUACCAUAGCAUCUAGCCGAUAUGAUGGUGCAACAAAUUUACCGGGAUAUACAUUACAAUCUCAAGUUAAAGAUUCAGUCGUUCCUCCUCUUGGAUUGUCUGUGUAUCCAGGUUAUUCGUUUCCAAAUGCACCCGGAGCUGCUACACAAAACGGACAAGUAGGUUCUUCGUAUGACAUGACUUCAGGUACCAGUUCUAUUCUUGGAACAAGAUCGAUCGGUAACUAUGGUAGUAGUAGUCCGUAUCAAUCUCCAAAUUUACCUUCAGUGGUAAAAAGAGAAGAAGUAACAUCGAUGAACAAUUCCGGACCAAGUGGAGGCAACUGGGGUAAUCUUAGUAGAGUUCAUGCCGACCAAGUUUCCAAACGAUCGGAAACCAAGUCACCCAGUAAGGCCUCACAUUCUCCUGAUGUUGAAGCCAUUAAUGGCUCUACUACAGGUACAACCGCCAUCAAAAAUGAAUCAGAGAAUGAAAAUCGAAAUACAACGAAAAAAGACACUUUACAAGAUGAUAAAAAAUCUGAAGGUGAUUCAUAUGUGAAAGAUCACGGAAAUGAUGCUACUCAAGCCCAGCCAAUUAAUGACUCUGUGAACAAGGAAUUAGAUUCUAAGAAAGGCGAUAAAAGUAGCUUUGUUAAAAAUAGAGGAAGCCCGCUACUAGAACACACUAGACCUGGUAGCAAUCACAUAAAUCAAGCUGAGCGCAACGUUAGAAAUCCAUCGCCUAGAGCGCGUUCUAGUGGAUCAGAAAGUAGUCGUUUAAAAGCUUCCGCUAGUCAUAUCAUGGACAGCGGAAGGGCGGAUUCGGUCCCCAGGCUCAGUAUGGGUCACAAUACUGGAGCACUAAGAGAAAUUAAUACUGCAGAAAGAUAUUUUGCUUAUGGGCCUGAUAUCUCCUCAAAUACGAAUCCGUUAAUGAAUCAAUUAGAAAUGAAUCAGUUAUAUAGAAAUAUGUUUAAUCAACACCCAUUACAGUCUCCAGAAUUUGCACAUGCAUCGAACGCGAAUGUACCACAGCAAUCUCCAUACAUUGACCAAAGGCACUUUAAUUUAGUUACUGCUAAUAGUUCACUAUCACAAUAUGGGAUAGAUGCAACAACCGCUUACUACUUAAGUCAGCAUCCUAGUGUAUCAGGCUAUAGUGGCCAACUAGGUAGUGCUCUUAACUCUACCAAUUAUUCGGUUGAUAUGCGAAAAUUUGAGCAAGCAGGCCCGAUAUUAUUUGGCGGUUUAAGUUCAGGCAUAUCUCAGAGUCCUUCAGCACAUCAAAAUGGAAUACCCGGUAUGAUACACGGUAUGUCACCAAGAUUAUCAGCACCUGGAAUGUCGGGUGGAAUUAGUAAUAAACCGGUGGGCGUUUCAAGCCUGGAUCAAUUGCAACUUACUGCAAAUUCAGUAUCAACUCAUAGUCAGCCAAGUUAUGGAAUACGUCCGCCCUCAGGUGAAGAUCCUGUUAAUCCUUUGAACACUAUUCCAAUAACAUCUUCCUUGCAUCCUGGCUUUAGAGGUACUAAGCCAGAUUCAAGAGAUGAUCGAUCGACAUCUAAUUAA
This is a messenger RNA of Trichoplax adhaerens, 2322 nucleotides long. RefSeq lists its product as uncharacterized. The record is from RefSeq and is a predicted model, not a curated record. Bases 1 to 2322 code for a protein of 773 amino acids. The transcript has 13 exons. Lineage: Eukaryota; Metazoa; Placozoa; Uniplacotomia; Trichoplacea; Trichoplacidae.